UUUUGAAAAUUCAGUUUGUAUUCGACUACCAAAUGCAACGAACGGGUUUAGCGCUAGUGCACCACACCACACAACACGGCAACGAAGCACCGAAGACGACGACGACGACGAAGAAGAAGAACGCCUCUCGAAGUAAGCAAAAGUGCAUGCACAUUGUAUGCCAGUUGUGUCAGUAGUGUUGUUGCGGUCGACAACACCGUCAGUAUCGUCGUCUGCGACGCUAAGGUGAAUUGUGAAAACACGAAAUAAAAUUCGAUUCAAUGCAAAAAUAACAGCGGCACAAACAAAAACAAGAAACCACCAAUUUUCAGUGAAAGCAAUAAAAGAUCGACAUCACCAAAUCUCGUCUUUAGAAUAUUUCUUUUUUUUUCUUUCGCGGAAUAGCCAUCCAUUCAUCAGCGGAGUGCAUUCGGAAAAGUCGAACAGACAAUCGAUUUGAAUAUUGGGUAAAUGAAUUGGAUUUGUUUCCCUUUCGUUGUGGCAAGCGGACGAAAAACAAACGACAAAAAAUACAUAACCAAAUGCAAUAAUUCUUCGCGGUCGCGUCUCUCUCUUUUUCUCCUCCUCAUCCUCAUACUCCUGUAAAUUACAUUUGGCAAAGCAUAAUAAUUUUGUUUUUCAAAUCAAAUCGCAAGAAGCACAUGAAGAAGAAGAAGAAGUGAAAAUAAAUUAAGUGUUUUGAAAUAUCGUGGGUGUUGUUAUUUGUGUGUUGUUGCCGCCAGUAUUUCGCACAGUUCUGUUUGUCACAGCGACGGCAUUCAAUUUUGUAAACGUAUUCAGAAAUUCAAAACCAAACAACCAAACUGACAAACAGUCAGCGCAUCCAGACCUAAAUAAGAAAUAUCGUGUUCGAAUUAACUGUUAUUCGAAACCUGAGUGGACAAACGGUAAAUAAGAUUUGAUCUCAUGUCAAACAAUCGGAUUUAAAUAACCCCAUUUCGGAUGGUCAACGAGAAGUUCGAAUGAAAAGUGUCGCCAUGAAACGCAUACCAUGUAAAACAAUAUAUCCAAAUGUCAAAUGCAAUAAUACCAAAAAAUAUCAGCACAAAAUGAAAAUUAUUACAUUUCUAAAAUCGAACUACAAAUACAAACGAAGAUGCUCAAUUCGAAAUCGUUGCAGGCGUAUCGGCGGCGAUUUGCAAACGCAUCCACUUCCGGUGGCUGGAGGAAAAAUGCCGAAUCACAGAAUUAUAAAGAAUUACAAAAUUUCCUUGCACACACGAGAAGAGAAAGUUGUCGCAACGUCAAAUGCGGACCAAACAAGAAAUGCGUCAAACGCAAGGGUCGGCCGAAGUGCGUUUGCGCGCCUGAAUGUGGAGCAGCAAGACGAAGGCGCUUGCAACGCGAACAACAACUCCAGCAGCAGCACCACAGCCUGUUUUCUAAAAAUGGUGGCGGUGGUGGUGCUGCCAGCGAUGGUAGUGGCGUGGUGUCCGCAAAGGUGAACCAGCGGACGUUACGUCGGGAGGAGAGGUCGCGACAGGAACGCGACACCCAUAGUUUAAGUAGUGAAAUUACAAAUGCAAACUUAGGUUCGGAAAAACAAAACCAAAGAAAAUUUAUUCACAUACACAUGCAACACGACUAUACCCACCAACAGGAGGCACCACCGCCAACGCCGCCACGAAGAAAAAACCAGCAGCCCAAAGGCAAUCGCAGACUUCUGAUAACAGCCAAUGUCGAGCAUACGGAAAAGCCCACCACUAGACGGAUACAACUUUUUAGCAAUGUAAGAUCCACAUAUGCCAGACAGGGCAACAAGAACAGCAAUAGCAACAGCAACAACAACCACAACGCAAAUGGUCAGCACGAGUACACUGAUCUCUCCGAGGAAUAUGAGGAAGAAGAAGAUGACUACGAUGACGAGGACGGCGGCGGUGGUGGUGGUGAUGGCGGAGGCCGGAGCAGGCCCAUAAUUUUCAACAGCGGCUUCAGCAGCAACAACAACCACAACGACGAAAACCACUCCGACGACAGCGACAACGACAACGACAACGACGAUGAUGAUGCAACAACGAGAUUUCGGAACCAGUCCAUGUCUAGACACAAGUCCAAAACCAACAAAAAUAAUCAUGAUUUGCAACAAACAACCAAAACACAACAACGAGAUCAGUACUCCAGCAGCAGCAACGAUAAUAAUAACAACAACAGCCACGUUAGACGACCUGACCAAAAUGGCCAACAUGCUGAGAAUGCUCCAAAAUAUCAUCAUCAUCGUCAUCGCAAUGACAACAGCAAUCGUCAUCACCACCAGCAGCAGCAGCACAAACACAAACAACAACAGCAGAAACAGCGGCAUUAUGACGAUCGCCGUGACCAACAUCAUCAUCAGCAUCACCACCAGAACAAUCAUCACAACAAUCGUCAGCAAAAUUCGGGUUUUGGCAGACGCAAACACAACAGACAACACAACAAAGCCAACCAUUCCAAUGUACAAAAUACUCCAAAGAAUCACCAGGACUAUGGCAACACCACCACCACCGCCGCCACUGCCAGCAUUGCCAACAAAGUGCUACCCUCUGGCACCAUGUCUGCAACAUCUUCGGCCAGCACAACGCCACAACAGUCGGAAUUGUUAACGACCACUCCCUUAAAGUCCACACUGUCUGUUGGUGCCUCAGAUCAAAGUCAUUUGGCAAAUCACGGAAGUAAACUCGCUGCGUCAUCCUCAUUACUAUUACCCACUUCAGCAUCCUCGUCGAGGGCACAAGCACUGCCAUCGCCUGGCUCUGAGGCAGCAGCAGCAUCAACCCAUCCAUACAUGCAGACAACACUUGUAACAAUGCCGGCUGCAGCCGCUUCCACAUCCUCCUCGUCCGCCUUCUCAUACAUGGACAACGUUAGAGGCGAAGGAGCAGCUCAUCCACACUACGAUCGUGGGGGGAAAACUCAGGCCACACUCAAUGGCUUCAGCGACGACAACGAUAACACGAUUUUAACGUCGCAUAAUUUCGAUUCGGCCUCGUUCGACAGUUAUGUGGAUCAGUUCGAUUUGCAUGGAUUUCCGAAAAAUAGCCAUGCAAUAACGAUUACAGACAAUAUAAGAUCUAUUAACCCUGUUUGUGGUACGGAUGGACGAACCUACAACACCGAAUGCCAAUUGCGGAAACGCGCUUGUCGUACGGAUAAUCAUUUGCUGCAAGUUGCCUAUCGCGGUCAUUGUAAAACUACUUGCAAUGGAGUCAAGUGCUUGGAAGGACUUACUUGUGUCGAGGAUCAGUACACCAUGCCGCACUGCAUAGCAUGUAAAAUCGAAUGCCCACUGGACGAUUAUGAUAAUGACAAUGAUGUAGUGGAUGCGACCAGAGCCGUUUGUGGCGCUGAUGGCAAGACAUACAAAAGCAUGUGCGAGAUAAAUCGUAUAAUUUGCAAAAUUGGUCGAUCAAUUGGUGUUGCAUAUCCGGGACCAUGUCGAGGCAACCAAGUGACUUGCGACGACAUUAAUUGUGGCCCAAAGCAGGUCUGUCUUAUUGAUUUGCUCACACACCAGCCCCGAUGCACACCAUGCCGCUACAAGUGUUCACGAAAAAGGAGGCCAGCAUCUGCCCGCUUUGAGGAGGAGAAAAUUUGUGGAGUUAAUAACCGCACCUAUAACUCCUGGUGUGAAAUGCGCAAGGAUUCCUGCUCCACUGGAUUUUACAUCGAUGUCAAAUAUCCUGGUCACUGUCACUGAACACGGCGGAUUAGCCAUGGAUUAACCCCAAUUUGUCCGUAGUUGUUUGUUAGAAUUUAUUGAAUAGCAAAAAAAGAAACCAAUUUUUUGAAAAUCUCAACAAAAAACGUUUUAACGGCACAUAAUCAAAAUUAUAGCACAUUAUGUAAUACAAAAAAAAGCCCAGUAUUUUCCAACCUGAAUGAUUGAAAAUAAAAGAAAACAAUAUAUCAAUAUUCGUGAUCAGAGCCUAUGAAAUCAAAAGGCCUAUUAGAUUAAAUUUUGAAAAAUUUUGCCAAUCAAGAUUUUAGUUUGCCCAGCAGGGAUACGGAGAGCUGUGUGAUAUACAUAAUUCAAGAGACUCAAUUUGAACCGAAUUACCAAAACAAUUGUCUCUUGUCGUUUCCAUUUACAUCACAUCCCGGGGUUUCCUUUACGCUGGGCUUAUUAAGAAUGGAUUUGGAAAAAUAUUCAACUGGGCUUUUAUUUUGAAAAAAAAUAGCAAUUUUAAUAUAAAUUUAUUAAAUGAAAAUGUAUUAGCAAAUUUAAUAACAAAACAUAUAACCCGGCACAUUUUUCCCACCUAACAUUAUGCUAUUUAAGAAGUGUUCUAGAUAUCAAUAUACAGAUUAGAACCAACACAAAAACAUACCGUAAAAGCAGUACUUAACAACAAACAAACAUAUUUACUUACUGGAUGUGCUUAACAAAUUACAAAUCGAAUAACACACUCACACACCCAUAUGCAAACGACAUUUCUGAAGAGGCUUAACAGAACUCUAUAUACAAACACAUUUAUAUACAUAUUUAUACAUACUCAUGCAUACACACACCGACACACAACACACAGCAAUAUUAAAAUCACGUUCAAAGGAUGACAACGUUUCAAUUUGUUUUUAUUGCAAAUUAACCUGCCCGUGUACAGGCUGGUGGUAAACAUGUAAGAGUAUUAGUUAUUGUUAGAUUGUAUUCGAACGAAUAAUUAAAUGUAUUUAUUUAUUAUUUAUUUAACAGUAAUAUGUUUUUAUACGCUUAUACACACACACACCCACACGUAACACACAGAUGCAGCUCAAUGGCAAAGGAUUAUCAAAAAUUUAUUGACCAAAUUCUAAUUCCGAAUGUUUCACUUGCCCAAUUUAAACGAAAAAUUGACCACACACAUACUCAUAUACGCAUACAAACACAUGUACUUUUAUUUUCAAUUGACUGAUAGCGUAAAAGAAAAUCGGAAUGCAAAUCGAAACGAAGUGAACAAAAACAAAUGAAUGCAUAGUAUGAAAUUUAUUAUUAUUAAUUAAUUAUUAUUAUUAUUAUAUUAUUAUUAUUUGUUAACAAUGUUUAUCUACACACAGAUGACAUGCAUACAUAUUUAUAUGAUAAUAAAUGAACGAAAUUCAAACCGUAA
Molecule: messenger RNA, 5060 nt
Organism: Musca domestica (house fly)
Lineage: Eukaryota; Metazoa; Arthropoda; Insecta; Diptera; Muscidae
Exons: 7
Coding region: 1097-3673 (858 amino acids)
Biological process (GO): anatomical structure development
Molecular function (GO): collagen binding; calcium ion binding; protein binding
Source: RefSeq, a predicted model, not a curated record